AUGCGCCGCCACGCUGCGGCUGCCCUGGCAGCUCUGGCCCUGGCGCUCCUUCUGAGCGUCGCAACCGCCCAGCCCUGCAUUGAGUGCAAGGACUGCCGGACCAACAACUGCUGGCAGAACUGCCGCCCCAGCUGCCCCAGGGCGCCAGUCAUCAACCCCAACCAAGUCAUUGUGUCUGGCGACCGCUGCAAGCGCGCCGGCGAGCAGUCGGGCCCCAAUGCAGCCAGGAGCGCCUGCGAGACGACGCGCCGCUAUUGCAACGGCGGGCGCCAGACGGCUUUCGCCGCGCCUCGCAGGGUCGGCCUCACCACACUUUCCCAGUGCGCCAACAUUGCCCUGGGCGCCUGCCAGCAGACCGCCAAUAACGACCGCGCCCAGUGGCACCCCUGUGGCCGCGAGCUGCAGCGCGGCCUGAACCAGUGCAGUGCGCAGCAGUUCAGGCAGUUCUUUGAGGGGGAGACGCGCGACCUGUGCACCGACUCAUCCCGCAGCAUCACGGGCGUGGAGCCCGGCACCAACCAGUGGGCCCGCCCGCCUGUCUUUGGCUAG
Monoraphidium neglectum is the source of this 549-nucleotide messenger RNA. RefSeq lists its product as hypothetical. The record is from RefSeq and is a predicted model, not a curated record. Lineage: Eukaryota; Viridiplantae; Chlorophyta; Chlorophyceae; Sphaeropleales; Selenastraceae. The coding region runs from base 1 to 549 and encodes 182 amino acids. The transcript has 5 exons.